This is a messenger RNA of Psammomys obesus (fat sand rat), 1583 nucleotides long. RefSeq names its product notum, palmitoleoyl-protein carboxylesterase (gene Notum). The record is from RefSeq and is a predicted model, not a curated record. Gene Ontology annotation, molecular function: hydrolase activity. Lineage: Eukaryota; Metazoa; Chordata; Mammalia; Rodentia; Muridae.
CUACUACCUGAAGGAGUCCAAGGGCAGUCGGCGGUGGUUGCUCUUUCUGGAAGGCGGCUGGUACUGCUUCAACCGGGAGAACUGUGACUCCAGAUACAGCACCAUGAGGCGCCUCAUGAGCUCCAAAGACUGGCCGCACACACGCACAGGUACUGGGAUUCUGUCCUCCCAGCCAGAGGAGAACCCUCACUGGUGGAAUGCCAAUAUGGUCUUCAUCCCCUACUGCUCCAGUGACGUUUGGAGUGGGGCAUCACCCAAGUCUGAGAAGAAUGAGUACGCCUUCAUGGGCUCCCUCAUCAUCCGGGAGGUGGUGCGGGAGCUCCUGGGCCGAGGGCUGAGUGUGGCCAAGGUGCUGCUGCUGGCGGGGAGCAGCGCCGGGGGCACCGGGGUGCUGCUGAAUGUAGACCGCGUGGCCGAGCUGCUGGAGGAGCUAGGCUACCCGUCCGUCCAGGUGCGGGGCCUGGCGGACUCCGGCUGGUUCCUGGACAACAAACAAUACCGGCGCUCCGACUGCAUUGAUACCAUCAACUGUGCGCCCACAGAGGCCAUCCGCCGUGGCAUCAGGUACUGGAAUGGGAUGGUCCCGGAGCGCUGUCAGCGCCAGUUCAAGGAAGGAGAGGAAUGGAAUUGCUUUUUUGGCUACAAAGUAUACCCGACCCUGCGCUGUCCAGUGUUCGUGGUGCAGUGGCUUUUCGACGAGGCCCAGCUGACCGUGGAUAACGUGCAUCUCACUGGGCAGCCGGUCCAGGAGGGCCAGUGGCUCUACAUCCAGAACCUGGGCGGAGAGCUGCGUGGCACGCUCAAGGACGUGCAGGCCAGCUUCGCCCCUGCCUGCCUCUCCCACGAGCUCAUCAUCCGGAGCUACUGGACGGAUGUCCAGGUGAAGGGGACCUCACUGCCCCGGGCACUACACUGCUGGGACCGCAGCUUCCACGACAGCCACAAAGCCAGCAGAACUCCCCUCAAGGGCUGCCCUUUCCACCUGGUGGACAGCUGCCCCUGGCCCCACUGCAACCCCUCCUGCCCGACCAUCCGGGACCAGUUCACAGGGCAGGAGAUGAACGUGGCUCAGUUCCUCAUGCACAUGGGCUUCGAUGUGCAGACGGUGGCCCAGCAGCAGGGGAUGGAGCCCAGCAAACUGCUAGGGAUGCUGAGCAGUGCAAACUAGACGGGCUGCUGGAGGAGGAGGUGCUGGGAGGCUGGCCUGUUUGCUGUCCCAGGGUAACUCGCCUCUACUUCCAGGCCCUCCGGCUGCUCCCAGGACCCACCUGGGUGUGGACACCUGCCUGACCGCCUGUGCUCUCCCACUGCCUUCAGGAGGCCUGUCCAGAGCCCUGCCGCCUGGGACCCUUGCCACCCCACAUGUUUCCCUAGUCCCCGGCUCAGCUUGGGGAGGGGCCAGAAGCGAAGCAAGCACUGGAUCCCUGAGCCCAGCGCUCAGAUGGUCCCUCCAGCCCCAACUGAUCAUGCUCUUUUGUAUUAUUUUAUAAAGUGACUUUUUUAUUACUUUAAAUUUUAAAAAAUAGAAAAUAAGAAAUAUAUGAUGGAUGAUAUUGUUUUGUAACAUAUUUUUUUUCUUAAUA